UUACCGUGCGUAGCAACGAACGUUGACAACAGCUUUCUACAGUGGUUUGUUACCUGAAAGCGACCAUUUAGCGUGGAUUUAGCAAUGAAAUCUCAUCCACUGGUUGAUUAUCUUCUAUUUUUCUAAACUUGUCCGUAACUCCACUGCUUUACCGGUUCGUAGGCCUCGACAUGAACCUCGGAGACGGGCUGCUGUUUGAGCUGGAAAAUGGGAAACCCAGGCUGAUCUUGCUGUCUCAUGGCGCUAGGAUGAAUCCAGUUAAGCUGCCCAGUAAGCGGCGAACAGCUACUGUCCUCGGCGCCAGGCAGCUGUCCUGCAUGGAGGAGGCGCCGCUGCAGCAGCAGCAAGCGCCACGGAGCCACCGGGAGGCCAGGUUAAAAGCAGGAACAGCAGCUCCAUCCAGCAGCUCCACUGAUGGGAGGAACGGCAUCCUGCCCUCAUCCAAGGCUUUGGGGAAUGACAAGGAGCGCUGCAAUAAGGCCAAGGUGAAGUCAAACAAACACAAACUCAGCAAGGCGGUGGGACCCCUGGGUUCCUCCAGCAGAACAGGACCUCCUCCCAGCACUGAGGACAGAGGAGCAGGAUUGGAGCGCCUUCUGACCGCCAUGGAUUCAGGCCUGAGCGACGGCCCGGGGCGUCUAACCGACGAACAGCUGCAGCAGAUCCUCUGCGCCAUCCAGAGAUCCAGCUACGCCCGGGGGGGUCCAGAGGAGCAGGAGGCACCAGGUGCUGUUAGCCACAGUAACCUGAAGUCCGCUCAAUGCAAACCUCAACAUGUUACAAACCGUGAAACGGACACAAACUGCUCGUCUGCUGCGAUGGAAGGAGAACUGAAGGAGAAAGAGGAAGAUGUGAAGAAAGAGGAGGACAGAUGUGGCAGGUCACCUGAGUUUGAAAGGCUUCACUCAGACAACAGAACCACCGUUAACGCAAAGAAGAAAGCUCCAUGGAAACCAGAAACUGAUGAGCAGGUUUCCCUGAAGCAGCAGCAGCAGCGUUCAGCCCUCAGCAGACUGCAGGUAUUUCACUCUCAUCUCAACACCAUCGCUGCUUCCUCCUGAACACUCGCUGCUCGUUGGGUACAAGUGGGAUCCAGCAGGAAGUUAGGCAGCAGUCAGGCUGGGCAAUAUGUCAAGGUUUAAAAUUUCUGAGAUAUUUAAUUCUAUUUAAUUUAUUUCUAUAGCUCCAAUUCACAUCAUGUCAUCUC
Molecule: messenger RNA, 1207 nt
Organism: Cyprinodon variegatus (sheepshead minnow)
Lineage: Eukaryota; Metazoa; Chordata; Actinopteri; Cyprinodontiformes; Cyprinodontidae
Product: coiled-coil domain-containing protein 66-like
Exons: 7
Coding region: 171-1061 (296 amino acids)
Source: RefSeq, a predicted model, not a curated record